UUCUUCCAUGGCAUCAUCUGGCUCUUGCUCUGGCACUGGCACUGCCACAGGAACUGGCUCCCCAUGUGGUGCAUGCAAGUUUCUGAGACGAAAAUGUGCUUCUGACUGUAUUUUUGCGCCUUACUUUUGUUCAGAACAAGGGCCUGCAAGAUUUGCAGCCAUUCAUAAAGUUUUUGGUGCUAGCAACGUGUCCAAAUUAUUGUUGCACAUCCCAGCUCAUGAUCGUUGUGAGGCGGUUGUCACCAUUGCUUAUGAGGCUCAAGCAAGGAUUAGAGAUCCUGUUUAUGGUUGUGUUGCUCAUAUUUUCGCCUUACAACAGCAGGUAGCAUGGCUGCAAGCUCAAUUAAUGCAAGUCAAAGCUCAAUUAGCUCAAAAUGUUAUGAAUUCACAUAACAUACAGAGUCAGUGGCAAGGAAACCUUCCUGGUGUCCCUUCCUUCCCAACUUAUGCAAGCUACAUGAAUCCAAUCUCCCCACAAAGCUCACUUGAAUCUGUUGAACUCAACAGCGCUGAUAGCAUGAAUAUGCAAGAAGUACAAAGCAGAGAGGAGUUUUCUUUCCAAGGUUAUCCUAAGAAGAGACCAUAUAACAGUGAUUUGGGUGAGCUUCAAGCACUUGCCCUUAGAAUGAUGAGGAACUGAAUUG
This is a messenger RNA of Durio zibethinus, 644 nucleotides long. Its product is annotated as LOB domain-containing protein 16-like. NCBI's taxonomy places the organism in Eukaryota, Viridiplantae, Streptophyta, Magnoliopsida, Malvales, Malvaceae. Gene Ontology annotation, cellular component: nucleus. Gene Ontology annotation, biological process: positive regulation of DNA-templated transcription; hormone-mediated signaling pathway. The record is from RefSeq and is a predicted model, not a curated record.